Molecule: messenger RNA, 6651 nt
Organism: Globicephala melas (long-finned pilot whale)
Lineage: Eukaryota; Metazoa; Chordata; Mammalia; Artiodactyla; Delphinidae
Gene: AQR
Product: aquarius intron-binding spliceosomal factor
Biological process (GO): mRNA splicing, via spliceosome
Cellular component (GO): catalytic step 2 spliceosome
Molecular function (GO): mRNA binding; helicase activity
Source: RefSeq, a predicted model, not a curated record
UUCCGCUUCUUGAAGGAUGUACAAGCUGCGGUACGCGAUCCCUGUGGUCUGUAAGCGUUGAGGAUAUUCUGCUCCGCGGGUAUUUGCAUCUCGGAGUUAGGCAGCCGCAGUCGCUUCUUAGCGGGAAGUGUAUCGGGUUCACCGCUGCUCGGAGCGGUCCUUUGUUUUCCACUGGAGCGGAAGGAGAGUGCUGCCAUGACGGCCCCUGCUCAGCCCAAGAAAAUCGUGGCCCCUACGGUGUCCCAGAUCAACGCGGAGUUCGUGACCCAGUUAGCUUGUAAAUACUGGGCUCCCCAUAUCAAGAAAAAAUCACCUUUUGACAUAAAGGUGAUUGAAGAUAUAUAUGAGAAAGAAAUUGUCAAAUCAAGGUUUGCCAUCAGAAAGAUAAUGCUCUUGGAAUUUAGCCAGUAUCUUGAAAAUUACCUCUGGAUGAAUUAUUCUCCAGAAGUGUCCAGCAAAGCCUAUUUAAUGUCAAUCUGCUGUAUGGUGAAUGAGAAGUUCAGAGAAAAUGUCCCUGCAUGGGAGACUUUUAAGAAGAAGCCAGAUGACUUCCCAUUCUUUUUCAAGUGUAUCUUGAAAGCGGCAUUAGCUGAAACUGAUGGUGAAUUUUCACUCCAUGAACAGACAGUCUUACUGCUUUUUCUUGAUCAUUGCUUCAAUAGUUUGGAAGUAGACUUGAUACGGAGUCAAGUGCAGCAGCUUAUCUCCCUUCCAAUGUGGAUGGGCUUACAGCCUGCACGAUUGGAAUUAGAAUUAAAAAAGACACCUAAACUAAGAAAAUUCUGGAACUUGAUUAAAAAGAAUGAUGAAAAGAUGGAUCCAGAAGCAAGAGAACAAGCCUAUCAAGAAAGAAGAUUUCUUUCACAGCUCAUCCAGAAGUUUAUCUCUGUACUGAAAUCAGUUCCACUUUCUGAACCUGUCACUAUGGACAAAGUUCAUUAUUGUGAAAGAUUUAUUGAACUUAUGAUUGAUCUAGAGGCCCUACUCCCCACAAGACGCUGGUUUAAUACCAUCCUGGAUGACUCCCACCUUUUGGUUCACUGUUACCUUUCCAAUCUUGUUCGUAGAGAAGAGGAUGGCCAUCUUUUUUCCCAGCUUUUGGACAUGCUUAAGUUCUAUACUGGUUUUGAGAUUAAUGAUCAGACUGGAAAUGCUCUGACCGAGAAUGAGAUGACUACGAUUCACUAUGAUAGAAUUACUUCUCUACAGAGAGCUGCUUUUGCACAUUUCCCUGAGCUCUAUGAUUUUGCCCUCUCAAAUGUUGCAGAAGUAGAUACUCGGGAAUCCUUGAUCAAGUUUUUUGGACCUCUUAGUUCAAAUACACUCCACCAGGUGGCAUCAUACCUCUGCUUGUUACCAACUCUUCCUAAAGGUGAAGACACGACUUUUGAUAAAGAAUUUCUUCUAGAAUUGUUGGUAUCUCGUCAUGAGCGUCGAAUUUCUCAGAUUCAGCAGUUGAACCAGAUGCCUUUGUAUCCAACCGAGAAAAUCAUAUGGGAUGAAAAUAUUGUCCCAACUGAGUACUAUUCUGGGGAAGGUUGUCUUGCUCUUCCCAAGUUGAAUUUGCAGUUUUUGACUCUUCAUGAUUACCUCCUAAGGAACUUUAAUCUCUUCCGCUUAGAAUCAACUUAUGAAAUUAGGCAGGACAUCGAGGAUAGUGUCAGCAGAAUGAAGCCAUGGCAGUCUGAGUAUGGCGGGGUGGUAUUCGGUGGCUGGGCGCGAAUGGCCCAGCCCAUCGUGGCGUUCACCGUGGUGGAGGUUGCCAAACCCAGCAUAGGCGAGAACUGGCCAACCCGGGUUCGCGCAGAUGUCAGCAUCCAUCUGAACGUCAGAGACCACAUCAGAGAUGAGUGGGAAGGACUUCGGAAGCAUGAUGUAUGCUUUUUAAUUACUGUACGUCCCACAAAACCUUAUGGUACCAAGUUUGACCGGAGGAGACCUUUUGUUGAGCAGGUUGGCCUGGUUUACGUCAGAGGCUGUGAGGUCCAGGGCAUGCUGGACGAUAAAGGGCGUGUCAUUGAAGACGGACCUGAACCCAGACCCAAUCUUAGAGGAGAAUCAAGGACAUUUAGAGUGUUUUUGGAUCCAAACCAGUAUCAACAAGAUAUGACCAAUACGAUACAAAAUGGAGCAGAAGAUGUAUAUGAAACUUUCAAUAUAAUAAUGAGGAGAAAACCAAAGGAAAAUAACUUUAAGGCUGUGCUGGAGACUAUUCGGAACCUGAUGAAUACUGAUUGUGUGGUACCUGACUGGCUGCAUGACAUCAUUUUAGGUUAUGGGGAUCCAAGUAGUGCACAUUAUUCCAAAAUGCCCAAUCAGAUCGCCACCCUUGAUUUCAAUGAUACAUUUUUCUCCAUUGAGCAUUUAAAAACCAGCUUUCCUGGUCAUAAUGUUAAAGUAACUGUGGAUGACCCAGCUCUACAGAUACCCCCUUUCAGGAUAACUUUUCCAGUAAGAAAUGGAAAGGGGAAGAAAAGGAAAGAUGCAGAGAAGGAAGAUGAAGACACUGAAGAGGCAAAAACCUUAAUUGUUGAACCUCAUGUUAUUCCUAAUAGAGGUCCUUAUCCUUACAACCAGCCCAAACGGAAUACAAUUCAGUUCACUCAUACACAGAUAGAGGCCAUCCGUGCUGGAAUGCAGCCUGGGCUAACUAUGGUUGUGGGCCCACCAGGUACAGGAAAAACAGAUGUGGCAGUCCAAAUCAUAUCCAACAUCUACCACAAUUUCCCAGAGCAGAGGACUCUGAUUGUUACUCAUUCCAAUCAGGCCCUGAACCAGUUGUUUGAGAAAAUUAUGGCUUUAGACAUUGACGAGCGUCACCUCCUGCGUCUUGGUCAUGGAGAAGAAGAGCUGGAGACGGAGAAAGAUUUCAGCAGGUAUGGAAGAGUUAAUUAUGUCCUAGCUCGAAGAAUAGAACUUUUAGAAGAAGUCAAACGAUUGCAGAAGAGUCUAGGGGUUCCAGGAGAUGCGUCAUAUACUUGUGAAACUGCAGGCUAUUUCUUCUUAUAUCAGGUAAUGUCUCGUUGGGAAGAGUAUAUCAGCAAAGUGAAAAAUAAAGGUAACACGUUGCCAGAUGUUACUGAAGUCUCCACUUUCUUCCCUUUUCAUGAGUACUUUGCAAAUGCCCCUCAACCCAUUUUUAAAGGCCGAUCUUAUGAAGAAGACAUGGAAAUUGCUGAAGGAUGUUUCAGGCAUAUUAAGAAAAUCUUUACUCAGCUUGAGGAGUUUAGAGCCUCCGAACUGCUUCGAAGUGGACUAGACAGAUCUAAAUACCUUUUGGUGAAAGAAGCCAAAAUCAUUGCUAUGACCUGUACUCAUGCUGCCUUAAAACGACAUGAUUUAGUCAAGUUAGGCUUCAAGUAUGACAACAUUUUAAUGGAAGAGGCUGCUCAGAUUCUGGAGAUAGAAACUUUUAUACCUCUUCUUCUACAGAAUCCUCAGGAUGGUUUUAGCCGACUAAAACGUUGGAUUAUGAUUGGUGAUCAUCACCAGUUACCUCCAGUCAUUAAGAACAUGGCCUUUCAGAAGUAUUCAAACAUGGAGCAAUCUCUCUUCACUCGCUUUGUCAGAGUUGGAGUUCCUACUGUGGACCUCGAUGCCCAAGGGAGGGCCAGAGCAAGCUUGUGCAACCUCUACAACUGGCGAUACAAGAAUCUAGGAAACCUACCCCAUGUGCAGCUCUUGCCGGAGUUUAGUACAGCAAAUGCUGGCUUGCUUUAUGACUUCCAGCUCAUUAAUGUUGAAGAUUUUCAGGGAGUUGGAGAAUCUGAGCCUAAUCCUUACUUUUAUCAGAAUCUUGGAGAGGCAGAAUACGUAGUGGCACUUUUUAUGUACAUGUGCUUACUUGGUUACCCUGCUGACAAGAUUAGCAUUCUAACAACAUAUAAUGGACAAAAGCAUCUUAUUCGUGACAUCAUCAAUAGACGAUGCGGGAGCAAUCCAUUGAUUGGAAGACCAAAUAAGGUGACAACCGUUGACAGAUUUCAAGGUCAACAGAAUGAUUAUAUUCUUCUUUCUCUAGUACGAACCAGGGCAGUGGGCCAUCUGAGGGAUGUCCGUCGCUUAGUGGUGGCCAUGUCUAGAGCCAGACUUGGACUUUAUAUCUUCGCCAGAGUAUCCCUCUUCCAAAACUGUUUUGAACUAACUCCAGCUUUCAGCCAGCUCACAGCCCGCCCACUUCAUCUGCAUAUAAUUCCAACAGAACCUUUCCCAACCAGUAGAAAGAAUGGAGAGAGACCAUCUCAUGAAGUACAGAUAAUAAAGAAUAUGCCCCAGAUGGCAAACUUUGUAUACAACAUGUAUAUGCAUUUGAUACAGACCACACAUCAUUAUCAUCAGACUUUAUUACAGCUACCACCUGCUAUGCUAGAAGAAGGUGAAGAAGUUCAAAGUCAGGAAACAGAAUUGGAAACAGAAGAAGAGGCCACGCCUGCUCAAGCUGACAUUGUACCUAGUCUAACAGAUGCCAGCUCCAGUCAAGAAACCUCAGCCUCUCAGACUGAGACCAUCCCCAGUCACACAGGAGACAGUUCCAGUUCAGAGGCCAUCCCUACUGAAUCCGAGAUCACUGCUACUGUGGCAGAACCUGUAGCUGUACCAGCGGAGAAUAACACCCCUCAAGAUGCCACAUCCGCCCCCAGAGAAACCAAGUAGCCAAACUGUAGCCCUUCUUAGGGAGGACAUUUCAUUUAUAAAGUCUAGGGAUCAAAGACCUUUGCUGCCUGUUGUUCAACGUCUGAAAAUAGUUGCUUCGUAUAUUUUGUCCAGUUUUCUAGUUGAUUUUAGUGGGAUGAUGAGUUACUACUUCAUGAGCAGAAGCAGAGGUUCUCACAUUGAUUGGUUUUUAAAAUAUUAAAGUGACCUCACAUUCCUAAUAAUUUUAAAAUAAUUGCUGUAUUAAGUUACUAAUAUUUUUAUUAGGAUUCUUGCAUCUGUGAGAAUUAUAGAGAUUGGUCUAUAAUUAUUAAGAUGAUGAUGAUAUUACUUUUAUCAGAUUGGGUAUCAAGAUUAUGCUGACCUCAUAAAUUGAGUUGUAAGUAUUCUCUCUUUCUUCUUUUAGUGGAAGAGAUUUUGUAAAAGUGGUGUUAUUUCUUUUUUUAGCAUUUGGAACAAUUUACCAGUGAAGUCAUCUAAGCCUGGAGAUUUCUUUGUGAUGUUUUAAAUUUCAGAUUUAAUUUAUUAAAUGGUAUAAGACUAUUCUGUUUCUUGUUGUGUUGGUUUUGGUAAGUUGUGUUUUUAUAGGAAUUUGUCCAUUUAAGCUGAAUUUUAAAAUUUAUAUGGGCAAAAGUAAUGUAUAAUAACUUUUCAGCACAGCUUUAGCUAUAUCGCGCACAUCCCAUAUCAUGUUUUCAUUAACAUCCAGUUCAAGAUGUUUCCUAAUUUCCAUUGGGACUUUUUUAAACACAUUUUUUCAUUUUCUUUGAAAAUGUUUUGGAACUUAAUAGAGGUGGUGGUUACACAAACUUGUGAAUGCACUAAAUACCACUUAAUUGUUCUCUUUAAAAUGGUUAACUUUAUGUUAUGUGAAUUUCACCUCAAUUUUUUUUAAAAAAAACAAGAAUGCCUUUUAAGAAGUGGGUUUCUUAAUUUCCAAGCAUUUGGGCAUCUUUCUUAUCUUUUUGUUAUUAACUUCUAGCUUUGUUCCACCAUGGUCAGAGAACGUACUCUGUAUGAUGAAAAUCCCUUGAAAUUUGUCAGGACUUUUAUGGUACAUGUUUCACAUGCACUUGAAAAGAUUGUGUAUUCUGUAGAAGUUAGGUACCAUCAUAUGUAUAUACACACACAUAUAAAUUAGUGUUAUAAAUUGUUAAUUAUUUUGUUCAAAUCCCUUAUAUUCUCACUUUUUGUCUGCUUGUUCUAUCAGUUACUGAGAGAGGUGUGUUUUUAAAAAAAUCUGAGUGUGUUAUAGGCUUAUUUCUUCUUUUAGUUCUAUCAAGUUUUGCUUGGUGUAUUUUGAGACCAUGUUAUUAAAAGCAUACAAACAUAGAAUUAUUAUACCUUCUUGAUGGAUGGAUUUUUUCAGUUAUUUAGAAAUGUGUCUCUUUAAGUCUAGAUGUGCUUCUGGCCUUGAAUCACUACCUUGUCUAACAUUAAUACAGCUAUACCAGCUUUCAUUUGGUUGCUUUUUGCAUGGCAUAUUUUUUCCAUUCUCCUACUUAAACUUUCUAGGUCCUUAUAUUUAGGGUUUUCCUGUUGUAAGGAACAUAUCCUUAGGUUUAGGAUUUGAUUUUACCUAUUUAUAAGUAAUACGUUGAAGACACAAGACUUCUGGGUGAGAAGCAAAAGACUGCAUCACUCACAGAACAGCAAGCAGCAUGGGCAUCAGCAUGUUUGUUUGCAUCAGUUCCUCUUGCUUCCCGAGUCCCACAGAGGUGACCUGGAGGGCCCUAACGCGUCCCUGCAUAGUCAUGGGUUGUGUUAUAGGAGAGGAACACUGGGGAGUCCCCCACUUUUACAGUAAGCAGCAAGCAAACCUGUUUGUUGUCCUCACCCCUCAAGGUUUCUUACUGCAAACUCAGCCCUCUUGGGAAAUGACCUGAGUGAAGAGCAGCCUUGUAUUCUUGACACACCCACCAAGAGCGUGUUGGGAUACUCUGUGAGCUUAUUUAUUUCUCCUUGUAAUUCUGUCAAUUUUUGUAUAAUGUAUUUUGA